Molecule: messenger RNA, 339 nt
Organism: Protopolystoma xenopodis
Lineage: Eukaryota; Metazoa; Platyhelminthes; Monogenea; Polystomatidea; Polystomatidae
Source: the annotation of a GenBank genome assembly
UUACGGAUUCCUGUGUAUCGAGAAGCCAUGGCAGCACCCAGAACAACUGGUACUAUCGUUAUUAGGGACGAAUAUGGCACAACGUUGGAACUUAUGUCGGACCUCGACCAAUCAGAAGCCGGAAAACUAUUAGAGCUUAAAAAGAAAGCGCUAUUUCUCAAGUUCCUAGAAGCACAUGCACUGCCGCUUCACCGAUCAGAGCGCCUAGGCUCUGAUUCCCAUGCUUGCAGAUAUCAGGCAUUGCAUUUACGGGUCGUCUACUUGAUUGAACCCAUGUUACCUGAGCAAACUGUGGACGCAUAUCUCUGGUCGCAUGCGGCAUCUCAAGCGGAUUUCUAG